GAUGGGCGGGGGGUGGGGGAGGUGGGAAGGGACGGCUUAGGACAGGGCAGGAUUGUGGACUGUUUCUGCCGCCUUGGUUGCCCAUACUGGGCAUCUCUGCAGGCGCGUCGGCUCCCUCCACCCCUGCUGAGAUGAUGCACUGCGAAAACAUUCGCUCUCCCCGGGACGCCUCUCGGUGGUUCAGAGCAGGGAAAAUGUUGCCUCAGGUUUAAAAUAAUCUGCCCAAGCACCCCAGCGCGGGAGAAACGUUCUCACUCGCUCUCUGCUCGCUGCGGGCGCUCCCCGCCGUCUGCUGCCAGAACCUUGGGGAUGUGCCUAGACCCGGCGCAGCGCACGUCUGGGCCAACCGCGAGCAGAACAAACCUUUGGCGGGAGGCCAGGAGGCUCCCUCCCAGCCACCGCCCCCCGCCAGCGCCUUUUUUUUCCCCCAUACAAUACGAGAUCUUCCUUCCUCAGUUCCCUUAAAGCACAGCCCAGGGAAACCUCUUCACAGCUUUCAUCCAGCCACUGGCCAGCAUGUCUGGGGGCAAAUACGUAGACUCGGAGGGACAUCUCUACACCGUUCCCAUCCGGGAACAGGGCAACAUCUACAAGCCCAACAACAAGGCCAUGGCAGAGGAGCUGAGCGAGAAGCAAGUGUACGACGCGCACACCAAGGAGAUCGACCUGGUCAACCGCGACCCUAAACACCUCAACGAUGACGUGGUCAAGAUUGACUUUGAAGAUGUGAUUGCAGAACCAGAAGGGACACACAGUUUCGACGGCAUUUGGAAGGCCAGCUUCACCACCUUCACUGUGACGAAAUACUGGUUUUACCGCUUGCUGUCUGCCCUCUUUGGCAUCCCAAUGGCGCUCAUCUGGGGCAUUUACUUUGCCAUUCUCUCUUUCCUGCACAUCUGGGCAGUUGUACCAUGCAUUAAGAGCUUCCUGAUUGAGAUUCAGUGCAUCAGCCGUGUCUAUUCCAUCUACGUCCACACCGUCUGUGACCCACUCUUUGAAGCUGUUGGGAAAAUAUUCAGCAAUGUCCGCAUCAACUUGCAGAAAGAAAUAUAAAUGACAUUUCAAGGAUAGAAGUAUACCUGAUUUUUUUUUCCUUUUAAUUUUCCUGGUGCCAAUUUCAAGUUCCAAGUUGCUAAUACAGCAACAACUUAUGAAUGAAUUAUCUUGGUUGAGAAUAAAAAGAUCACUUUCUCAGUUUUCAUAAGUAUUAUGUCUCUUCUGAACUAUUUCAUCUAUUUUUGGCAGUCUGAAUUUUUAAAACCCAUUUAAAAUUUUUUCCUUACCUUUUUAUUUGCAUGUGGAUCAAUCAUCGCUUUAUUGGCUGAGAUAUGAACAUUGUUGAAAGGUAAUUUAAGAGAAAUAUGAAGAACUGAGGAGAAAAAAAAAAAGAACCAACAACCUUAACUGCCUACUCUAAAAUGUUGGUCAUUUUAUGUUAAAGGAAGAAUUCCAGGGUAUGGCCAUGGAGUGUACAAGUAUGUGGGCAGAUUUUCAGCAAACUCUUUUCCCACCGUUUAAGGAGUUAGUGGAUUACUGCCAUUCAUUUCAUAAUUCAGUAGGAUCCAGUGAUCCUUACAGGUUAGAAAACAUAAUCUUCGGCCUUCUCAUGAUCCAACUAAUGCCUUACUCUUCUUGAAAUUUUAACCUAUGAUAUUUUCUGUGCCUGAAUAUUUGUUAUAUAGAUAACAAGACCUCAGUGCCUUCCUGUUUUUCACAUUUUCCUUUUCAAAUCGGGUCUAACUCAGCAGCUCGCAUUAGGUCAGCAGCCUCCCUGAAGACCAAAAUUAGAAUAUCUAUGACCUAGUUUUCCAUGCGUGUUUCUGACUCUGAGCUACAGAGUCUGGUGAAGCUCACUUCUGGGCUUCAUCAGGCAACAUCUUUAUCCAUAGUGAGUAUGGUCGACACUAGCCCGAUGAAAUGAAUUAAAGUGGACCAAUAGGGCUGAGCCCUCUGUGGGCUGGCAGGCCUGAAAGCCAGCUUUCCCUGCCUCUCAUCAGCUGAAUGAGGUCAGCAUGUCUAUUCAGCUUCGUUUAUUUUCAAGAAUAAUCACGCUUUCCUGAAUCCAAACUAAUCCAUCACCAGGGUGGUUUAGUGGCUCAACAUUGUGUUCCCAUUUCAGCUGAUCAGUGGGCCUCCAGGGAGGGGCUGUAAAACGGAGGCCAUUGUGUGAGCCUAUCAGAGUUGCUGCAAACCUGACCCCUGCUCAGUAAAGCACUUGCAACCGUCUGUUAUGCUGUGACACAUGGCCCCUCCCCCUGCCAGGAGCUUUGGACCUAAUCCAAGCAUCCCUUUGCCCACAAAGAAGAUGGGGGAGGAGGCAGUAAUAAAAAGAUUGAAGUAUUUUGCUGGAAUAAGUUCAAAUUCUUCUGAACUCAAACUGAGGAAUUUCACCUGUAAACCUGAGUCAUACAGAAAGCUGCCUGGUAUAACCAAAAGCUUUUUAUCCCUCCUGCUCAUAUUGUGAUUCUGCCUUUGCGGACUUUUCUUAAACCUUCAGUUAUGCUUUUAUUUUUUUUCAUACACUUAUUGGAACUCCGCUUGAUUUUUGCCUCUUCCAGUCUUCCUGACACUUUAAUUACCAACCUGUUACCUACUUUGACUUUUUGCAUUUAAAACAGACACUGGCAUGGAUAUAGUUUUACUUUUAAACUGUGUACAUAACUGAAAAUGUGCUAUACUGCAUACUUUUUAAAUGUAAAGAUAUUUUUAUCUUUAUAUGAAGAAAAUCACUUAGGAAAUGGCUUUGUGAUUCAAUCUGUAAACUGUGUAUUCCAAGACAUGUCUGUUCUACAUAGAUGCUUAGUCCCUCAUGCAAAUCAAUUACUGGUCCAAAAGAUCGCUGAAAUUUUAUAUGAUUACUGAUAUAUUUUACAAUUUUUUAUCAUGCAUGUCCUAUAAAUGUUACAAGCCUGCACAAUAAAAAUGUUUAAUGGUUAAA
Messenger RNA from Pongo pygmaeus (Bornean orangutan), 2938 nucleotides. It is a transcript of the gene CAV1, whose product is annotated as caveolin 1. The coding region runs from base 517 to 1053 and encodes 178 amino acids. NCBI's taxonomy places the organism in Eukaryota, Metazoa, Chordata, Mammalia, Primates, Hominidae. Gene Ontology annotation, cellular component: caveola; cytoplasmic vesicle; sarcolemma. The record is from RefSeq and is a predicted model, not a curated record. Gene Ontology annotation, molecular function: protein kinase binding; molecular adaptor activity; transmembrane transporter binding. The transcript is spliced from 3 exons. Gene Ontology annotation, biological process: cell differentiation; regulation of cytosolic calcium ion concentration; caveola assembly.